AUGAGAUCCAUAAAUGACCACCAAUUUGCAGAGUUUCUUCUUCGUGUAGGCGAUGGGAGUGAACAAGUCAUCAAUGACGAAAUGAUAAGAUUACCGGAAUGCAUGGUGGUUCCAUGGGAAAGCGACCAAUCUAUCAAUCUAAUUAUUGAUGAAGUUUUCCCCAAUUUGGGUGAUCAUGUAAAUGAUGCAAGAUACAUGGUGGACAGAGCAUUGAUUACUCCUAUAAACGACGAUGUGGACGUGUUGAAUGAAAAGAUAAUCCAUAUGUUUCCAGGUGAAGAAAUUACAUUGUACUCAUUUGACUCUGUUGAAGAUGACAUCAGAAAUUUGUACCAACCAGAGUUUCUGAACUCAAUAACCGCAGGUGGGCUGCCACCCCACAAGUUAACUCUGAAAGUAGGUGCUCCAAUCAUGCUUUUGAGGAAUAUUGACCCUAAAUUGGGAUUGUGUAACGGUACUAGAUUGUUGUGCCGUGGUUCGUACCAAAAUCUGAUUGAUGCUGAGAUACUAACAGGACAAUUUGCUGGGACUAGAGUUUUUCUACCUAGAAUUCCUUUGAAAAGUGCAGAAAAUGCUGGGCUCCCAUUUCAACUAACAAGAAAGCAAUUUCCAGUGAAACUGAGCUUCUGUUUGACCAUAAACAAAUCUCAAGGCCAGACUAUCCCACAUGUAGGUGUUUACCUCCCAGAUCAUGUUUUUAGUCAUGGACAAUUAUAUGUGGCAUUGUCGAGAGGAGUAUCGGAGUCAACCACAAAAGUUCUGGUUAAAAAAGGAUCCAUAGUUGGUGAAGAUGGCGUAUUUACAAAGAAUGUCGUAUUUAAAGAAGUUUUGCUUCAUUCAAACACAAAUGAUAGAUCGUCUUCAUAG
Molecule: messenger RNA, 867 nt
Organism: Rosa rugosa (rugosa rose)
Lineage: Eukaryota; Viridiplantae; Streptophyta; Magnoliopsida; Rosales; Rosaceae
Exons: 1
Coding region: 1-867 (288 amino acids)
Source: RefSeq, a predicted model, not a curated record